Penicillium coprophilum is the source of this 3672-nucleotide messenger RNA. Its product is annotated as telomerase reverse transcriptase. Gene Ontology annotation, molecular function: telomeric repeat DNA binding; telomerase RNA binding. Bases 1 to 3672 code for a protein of 1223 amino acids. NCBI's taxonomy places the organism in Eukaryota, Fungi, Ascomycota, Eurotiomycetes, Eurotiales, Aspergillaceae. Gene Ontology annotation, biological process: telomere maintenance via telomerase. The record is from RefSeq and is a predicted model, not a curated record. The transcript has 6 exons. Gene Ontology annotation, cellular component: telomerase catalytic core complex.
AUGGGUAAAAAGCGGAAAAGACCCAUCAAGGACGGUCCCACGUCGUCUCACAUCGGUGUCACUACAUCUCCCCGUUUCAGAACACCCGCCCCAAUUUCCCUGGGAACAAAAACAAGCCAUCCCGUUAUCUCCCUGUACUACCGAAAUGUUGUACCCUUGCGGGAGUACCUGCUCCAGCAACUUCCCGUGACUUCCAAGUCACGUCGGCGCCGCAUCCUGACAGUGGACUCGCGGGAAGACAAUGCGCAAUCUCAAACAUUGGCGGAGCUGCUAGACUCCACCCUGGUGGGUGUGCUGAAGGAAACUUCUCCGAUCCUUAAUUCGGAGCGACAAAAAGAAUACUCGUCUUUUAAUGAGUCUCAAUCGCGAUCGGUUCUCGCCAGCACCGAUACGGGACCGACUUGUCCGCAAUCUGAGGUGGUUGAUUUUGUGAUUUGGAAACUUUUUAAUCAAAACAAUGGCUCCUACCAAAAGCAUCAGCAUUUGUUGAUGUAUGGCUUCCAACGCCAGUCCAUGGGGCGGAAUGCUCGAGCUACUAGUAUUCCAGGAAUUGCGUCUCAAUUUCCGAAUCAGAAUGUCCAGGUACUCACACAGGGUGCAUGGACAGAGAUACUCGGCUUGCUUGGUAGCAAUGGAGAGGAUAUUAUGAUGCAGCUCCUUUUCGAUUGUGGAAUUUUUGCCGCUAUCGACGCUCGAAAGGGCAUCUACUACCAACUCAGCGGAUUACCGCUCUCAGGUCUCGAGCCUUUGAACGAUCCCUCCUUGGGGGUUAAUGGGCUUUCUGCCACAGCACAAGACCCAGUGCCUCCCACUGGUCAGAGACAUUCCAGAGAGAAAGCGGAACGCAGGCAAAAUUCCGAUCAGACAAUCCAAAGACCAAACGACAUUGUGUUUCUACGGCGGCAUAUUCUCUAUGGACGUGUCGAGUCCAAAAAGAAAGUAUCCUCUGGACUAGGAAAGACGCAUGUUCUUAGCCGUUUUUCAUCGCUUGAUUCGAUCGCACAAACAGUCCAUGUGAUGAAGUACAUCUUUCCCCGUCAAUUUGGUUUGCUGAAUGUGUUUAUGUUGGGCCCAGAUGCACAUAAGAACAUGGAUGUCUCCAAAUGUUUCAUGUUUCGUGAGAGUGAGAUAUCUCGUUUGGAAGAAGAGAAACGAGCACGGCGACCCCGGCUCGAAAAUGAAUUCGCAGACGCAGAUCGCGGCGGCGCGAGGGGUACCCAGGUACCUAAAAGGCUCCGCGGAAUCACCAUAGAGCUUGUCCGAAAACUCCGGAAGCGCAACGCACAAUGCUCCUACGGAGAGUUGCUGCGAUACUAUUGUCCAACCGAACAAACCGGACCCAGGAGACUUGGCGCAUUUGCAUCUACAUCCACACCUGAUGUCCCAAAAAACCAUCCUUUCUCCUCUCUCCAGUCAAACUUAGUAACACAGGUGCGAACAGAUCACCCGUCAAGCAACAAGUCGACGCUGCCUUCGAGUGAUGUCUCAGGAUUAGAGGCCCGCGUAGCUGUCGACGUGUCUGGGAUCAAUGCAAUUAAACCGCUGGUUCGAAACCCUCAAGUGAGUCUAACCGAUUAUGCGACUCCGGCGUCCUCUGUCUCAGCAUUUUGUCGAGCGGUAAUCCAGAAACUGAUCCCUCGGCAAUUUUGGGGGAUUGGUCCGGAUGGUAUCUUGAACCUCAGGCUUGUUCUCAGGCAUGUUGACCAGUUUAUCAAAUUGCGCCGGUUCGAAAGUCUAAGUCUGCAUGAAGUAUGCAAAGGUGUCAAGAUAACAAGCAUUCCUUGGCUGGAGCCACCCCAGGUCCAGACUACUUCAUCUGAGACAAGAUCGAAGAUCGCUCUGUCUGACUUGCACAAACGCACUGAAAUAUUCCAUGAAUUUAUGUUUUGGAUUUUCGAUUCCAUCCUUAUUCCCCUCAUUCGUUCGCACUUCUAUGUCACCGAGUCACAAACGCACCGAAAUCGCCUUUUCUAUUUCCGUCAUGAUCUGUGGCAGCAAUUGACCCAGCAACCGUUCGGUGACUUGAAGGCAACCAUGUUUGAGGAGCUGGAGCCAGCUCAGGCCGAACGUGUGCUGGCACGACGCUCCCUUGGUUUCGGUGCUCUCCGUUUGCUUCCCAAAUCUACAGGCCUUCGGCCCAUCUUGAAUCUUCGCAAACGGGCGUUGAAGAAAUCAUGGAAAAACCGGGGCAUGUACCUUGGCCCCAGCAUCAAUUCGAGUAUUACACCCAUCUUUAGCAUGUUGACGUACGAGCGCCAGAAAGCUCCUGCCAAAUUGGGCUCUUCGAUGCUCUCCGUCGGAGACAUGCACCGCCGCUUGAAGGCGUACAGAGCACAGCUGUCUAAAUGGCUGCCCUCGGGUCCUAAGCGUUGGCGAUCCAAGCUCCCACCAAUGUACUUUGUCAAGCUUGACAUCAAAGCUUGUUUUGAUACCAUUCCUCAGAAAAGGUUGCUUGAUCUUAUCGAAGAGCUGGUCUCCGAAGAGAGCUACCGCAUCUCAAAGUACAUUGAAUUCCAACCGCCCGCUCCCAUUGCGCAGCAAGGGAAGCCCGCCCAAAGAUAUAGGAGCCGCGCUGCGUCUGCCAUGAGACCGCAGAACCUACCCGAUUUCGUCAAUAGCGGAGGCGCAGCGCCCAAGGUCAACACUGUUUUUGUUGACAAUCAAGCUCCACAAGAACGCGAUGUUGAUAGUCUUCUAGAACUCCUCGAUGAACAUGUCCGGAACAACCUCGUGAAGAUAGGCAAGAAAUAUUUCCGCCAACGCAACGGCAUCCCUCAAGGGUCCGUGCUAUCCAGUAUCCUUUGCAAUUUCUUCUAUGCCGAGCUAGAGCGAAAGGUACUGGGUUUUAUCAAACCCGAGGAUUCUCUACUCCUGCGACUCGUGGACGACUUCCUUUUGGUAACACCAGAUGUAGCCGUGGCAACGCGAUUCCUGGAAGUAAUGAUCCGAGGCCAACCAUUGUAUGGCGUGCAGAUCAAUCCAGCGAAAAGCAUGACCAAUUUCAGCGCAGCUAUUGAUGGUAUUUUGCUCCCCAGGCUAGAAGGGAGCCCAUUAUUCCCGUAUUGCGGUAGUCUCAUCGACACACACACGUUGGAAUUCCACCGUGAUCGAGACCGCAUCCUGGAGGGUGGCGAGUCAGCUGCUGCUACUCUCUCCAGCACCUUGACCGUGGAGGCCACCCGCCUUCCGGGCCGCACAUUUUACCGUAAAGUGCUUUCCUCAUUCCGUUUGCAGCUACAUCCCAUGUACAUCGAUGACGGACACAAUUCGCGUGCCGUUGUGCUGGGCAACAUCUACUGCAGCUUCAUCACUUCUGCCAUGAAGAUGUACCGCUAUAUGAAGUCGCUUCGGGGCCGUGCGCACCCCGGCCCUGCAAUCAUAAUGCAGACUAUUCGCGAUCUCAUUUUGCAGACGGCUGGAAUGAUCCAGGCCCGGCGUGCUGGUAGUUCGGUGGCUUCGUUCUCAUGUUUUAUCCAGCAGUCUCAUCUGCGGUAUCUGGCUUCUGCAGCGUUUCGAUUUGUUUUGAAGCGCAAACAAACGCGAUAUUCGGUGGUACUGCACUGGUUAGACUCGCUGACAAAAGAUGCUCGACCUGCGUCAGAUUCCGAGGCUUUCAGGAUGACGCAGGUGGUGAAAAAGGGAAACGCGAUGUUUGAGGAAUGGCGAUUCUAG